This is a messenger RNA of Topomyia yanbarensis, 1676 nucleotides long. RefSeq names its product putative odorant-binding protein A10. The transcript is spliced from 4 exons. Lineage: Eukaryota; Metazoa; Arthropoda; Insecta; Diptera; Culicidae. The record is from RefSeq and is a predicted model, not a curated record. The coding region runs from base 1104 to 1511 and encodes 135 amino acids.
CACUUGCCGAAUAGACGACAUAAUAAAACAGCACGGUAAUUACUCUCCGUCGGACCCAGGCCACCACACCGGCGCGUAGAAGAAGGAGAAAAAUAAAAACAAAUUCCAAGGUGUAAUAAAACUGAGUCGGUAAGCGAUCAAUCCACGUAUGGAAUGGUGCUGGGAGGGUGAAGGAGACACACGAAAUGCUAAAUCGGUGUCGGUGUCUGCUUAGAGUAGAGGUAGCCGUAGCCAAAGUGUGUGUCUCAUUGCAAUCAGUUUCGGUCUGCCUCGGGUAGUUUUUGGACGACCUGCAUCAGACCUCUUGUGUAGUGGUGUCGAGAGUGCAAAUUUGAUCAGGUACCCACAACCCAACCCCACUCCCAGGACUGACUGUGGACUGACGCGAGACCAACACAGCGAAGCCGAGUCACUACUUCUUCAAUCUGUUCUACCAGGCAGAAGGAUCCAAUUUUUUCCCCAUUUCAUCGUCGUCGUCGUCCAAGUCGGUACGUGCCUAGCAGAGAAAAAAAAAAGUUUACAAAGUGAACGCGCAUUGAAGGAAUUUUCCCUGAUUCUAAGUGCCGAAACGAAAAGGCAGUGGGAACAAGUUUCCAUCCAAGCGAAAAUUUCAUUACCACGUGUUGUUGGAUUGGAGAAGAAAGACGAGCAAAAAAAAAAAGUUGUUAUCAGUGAGCUGCAAGUUUCGGUGCAUUUUCCUCUUCCUAUUACUUCUGCUGCUGCUGCGUUUGUGUCAAAUUGAGUGCACGGUCCAGAAGACGAAACGUGCAACAGCCAACAGAAGAAAACAGAAAAAAAGCGCUCUCGAACGAAAUUCCCUCGGCGGUUUCGGUCGUUGCUUGAAAGGCUUCCAUUAUUAGAUAAUACCGUUUCUUUCGGUGUUGAAAAAAUAAUCCACAAUACCCCAACCAACGACUAGCAGCACAAGCAGUGAACAUCUUUUUGAGUACAGGAGAAGCUGAAAGUGGUCAUCACCGACCGGCAAGAGUUUGGUGAAGCAAAGAAGAAAAAAAAAAAAACACUAAGCUUUCAUCGGUGGUAGUAGCACGGCAGUGGAGCUGAUUACGGCAGAGUACAAACAGCUGCGGUGGAAGAGCAAAAAAAUGUUUUCAGGACUCCGACUCACGUCCCGGAAAGGUGCCAUCAUCAUCCCCCUCGCCACCCUGACCAUCGUUCUGCUCUGUGUAAUACCAUCGAUUCACGCAGCCGACGCCGCCAUGGCCGCCCCCGUUCCGGCACCGGUAACCCAAAAGUCACAGGUUUCAGACGAAGCACUCGAAAAGGCACUCAGUGAUAAGCGGUACCUGAUGCGACAGCUAAAAUGUGCCCUCGGUGAGGUGCCCUGCGAUCCAGUGGGCAAGCGGUUAAAAAGUCUGGCUCCGUUUGUCCUCCGUGGCGCCUGUCCCCAGUGUACACCGACCGAGGUGACCCAGAUCAAGAAAACUUUGGCCCACCUGCAGCGAAACUUCCCCGCCGAAUGGAACAAAUUGGUGCAGACGUACGCCGGUUGAAACGUCGUUUCGGGAAUGCUAAUUUCAGUUUUUGAAAUCGCCGUGAUUGCCAUCGGAUCAUGGUUUUGUGAAUAUUUUAUUUCUAAACUUUUCAAAGAUAAACUAUUUUUCUAAAAAUUUUACUGCAAAGAACGAUAAUAGAUUGCCACUUUCAAUAGACUACAA